AUGUCGCAAAGCUAUCACCGUCCAAGACCAGCUGGCAUGGCUGGAGCCAUUUUGGAUAAGCAGGCCAACAAGUUUAACGAUGUCGAGGCUGGAUACUUGUUGGAGUGGAUUAAGACCUUCCAAUCGGUCGACCUUUUCGAUGGCCGCGACCUCUUCUCCGUUACCGUAACCCUUCAAAGUUUGGCCAGAAAGAUUGAGGCUGAAAGAGCUCGUCACGACAGCGCCGUUUCAGUUCAGAAGAGAAAGGAAGGAUUCACGAGAUAUGUGCUGCUAAUGAAGUUUUGUCAAAGUGUCCACCUCUGCGUUGCCCACUACAACUUCUUGUCCAAAAAGCGUGCAAUCAUUGGUUUAACGAGGAACCAAUCAAGAGAAGACAUGCGAAGAAUCGGCAAACAGCGCACCAGUGGACCCAAUGAUGCUUAA
Messenger RNA from Caenorhabditis briggsae, 423 nucleotides. RefSeq names its product Protein CBR-CPN-4 (gene Cbr-cpn-4). Lineage: Eukaryota; Metazoa; Nematoda; Chromadorea; Rhabditida; Rhabditidae. The record is from RefSeq and is a predicted model, not a curated record. The transcript has 5 exons. Bases 1 to 423 code for a protein of 140 amino acids.